Molecule: messenger RNA, 1428 nt
Organism: Acanthosepion pharaonis
Lineage: Eukaryota; Metazoa; Mollusca; Cephalopoda; Sepiida; Sepiidae
Source: the annotation of a GenBank genome assembly
AUGUAUGUAUCUAUCUAUCUAUCUAUCUCAAUCAGUUCGUAUCUAUCUAUCUAUCUAUCUAUCUAUCUAUCUAUCUAUCUAUCUAUCUAUCUAUCUAUGUCUCCUGUAAAGAAAAACCGUGAACAGGACAUGUUUUUUUAUGAACUUAAGAUGAACAUGGCAUGCGAUCGUGAAACUUUCACUAGUCACGUGAAGACCGCCUUUUUCGCAGGAGCUCUUACCAUGUUUUUUUUUGGCGGAUGGAUUUCAGAUAGGUUUGGACGGAAAAUAACUCUAGUUUCUUGUGUUCUUAUUCAAGGAAUCAGUUCUUUGGCGAGUUCGCAAGUAACUAACGUUUAUUUAUUUCUCUUCUUCCGAUUUUUAUCGGCCGUCGGAGGGUCUGGAGGUUAUACUGCGCUUCUUGUAUUUGUCACAGAAAUUACAUCAAUGAAGUAUCGAUCCCGGCCGGCACUGGCACUACAAAUGGUUUUUCCUUUUGCUUUUAUUUUAAUUUCUCUAAUCGCAUACUUUAUAAGAGACUGGAAAGUGUUAAUGAUACUCAUCUCGGCACCAUUAUUACCACUGGCCUUUUUAACGAUGUGGGUUAUGCCCGAAUCACCACGUUGGCUGAUCAAUGCAAAGAAAGAAAAGCAAGCAGGAAAAAUCUUAAAGGAAAUGGCACAAAUAAACAAGAAUAACUUUCGUUAUGAAUCGGAAAAUGAAAAAGAAAUAUCUAACAGCAAUGUCAGAACCGUCAAAAUAUGGAAAAUUUUCACUGUUCGUGCUCUUCUGAAAAAAACAUUAAUUUUGAUGUUCAUAUCGGUAACAGUGAUAUUUGUUUACUACGGAUUGACGAUGAACAUCGGUGUUCUGGCGGGUAAUAUUUACUUGAAUUUUCUUCUGAGUUCUCUAGUCGAAAUCUUCAUGAUUCUUUUCGCCGUCUUGUUUGUGGAUCGAUUUGGAAGAAAGAAAUUGACUUUUUCUUUCAUGAUCACUGGUGGUAUAACUGGUAUCCUUACCAUCUUCCCAUACCUGUACGCAACAAAAGAUCAGUUCUGGACGAUAACGGCGCUGAGCACAAUCAGUAGAAUGUGUAUAUCAGGAGCUACUUCAAUUAUCUUUCUUUAUACAUGCGAACUUUACCCUACAUGUAUUCGAAAUGCAUCAGUCGGAUUUUUCGGUGCCUUUUCCAGGCUUGGAGGCUUUCUCUCACCCUACGUUAUGAACAUCUCAACUUUUGUUUCUGGUCGAGUGGGUAAAAGCCUCCCAUUGUUGGUGAUGGGAAUUGCAUGUUUCGUGUCUGGGAUUUUAAUUAUCUUUCUUCCUGAAACAACUAACAAACCGAUGCAGGAUACUCUUGAUGACGUGAUGAAGUACAAAUAUACAAAUAACAGUGCCUGUAAAGAAGAAGAAUUGGACGAAACAGCAGAGUUCAAUACGGUCGCUUGA